UAACAGUUAAUGUGGUACUAACCGCUUACUUUCGAGUGAAUCUGUGCUUACUCUAGCGGCUGCUUUAAGAACUGCACCAAGAAGUUCUCCUUAGAAAAUCCGUCAAAAUGACUUUAUUUUACUCUUUUCACAGGACAGCAGAUUAUGCAGUUUAAAGUUCGUCUCUAUUAAUGUCCUUGCCUGACGAAAGAGUCGCUUGUGAUUGGUUAAAGUCGAUACAAACUAUAAAGCCACGCCCAUUAAAGUUCUUCUAACUGUAAGUCACACCAGAUGUUUAAGUUGUAGUUGCAGUUACAAAGCUGUAGUUUUGUCCAGUCUCCAGGUUCAUCAUGAAUCCCUCUGGUUAUAACAAACCAGGAAAAACUUUCCUUUUCACAUCCGAGUCUGUAGGAGAAGGACAUUCUGAUAAAAUGUGUGAUCAGAUCAGCGAUGCUGUACUGGAUGCUUACUUGGCAAAGGACCCGGACUCCAAAGUGGCAUGUGCAGAGUGUGUGUCAAAGACAGGUAUGAUCCUUCUGUGUGGUGAAGUGACAUCAAAGGCUGUCGUGGACCUUCAGAAAGUGGUUAGAGACACCGUCAAGAAUAUCGGAUAUGAUGAUUCAUCAAAGGGAUUUGACUACAAGACGUGUAAUGUGUUGGUGUCUCUGCAGCCGCAGUGCUCUGAGAUCAGCGACUGUGUGUUUGAAGGCAGAGACAUGGAGGACAUCGGUGCUGGAGAUCAGGGUUUGAUGUUUGGCUACGCCACUGAUGAGACAGAAGAGUGUAUGCCGCUAACCAUCCUACUAGCUCACAAACUCAAUGCCAAAAUGAAGGAGCUCUCAAAGACUGGAGUUUGUCCUUGGAUUCUUCCAGAUUCAAAAACACAGGUGACCGUGGAGUAUCGUGAUAACAUGGGUGCCAUGGAGCCUCUGCGUGUUCAUACUCUAGUCAUCUCAGUUCAGCACAGUCCUGACAUCACGCUGGAAGAUAUACGCCACAAUCUGAUGGAGAAAGUUGUAAAGGCCGUCAUCCCGGCUAAAUAUCUGGAUGACAAGACUAUUUAUCACCUGCUGCCCAGUGGGAAGUUCCUUGUAGGUGGUCCACAGGGAGACGCUGGUCUGACAGGCAGGAAGAUCAUUGUGGACACUUACGGUGGCUGGGGCGGUCACGGCGGCGGGGCGUUCUCAGGGAAAGAUUACUCUAAAGUGGAUCGCUCAGGGGCAUACGCCGCCCGCUGGGUGGCCAAGUCUCUCGUCAAAGCCAAACUGUGUCGCAGAGUUCUGGUUCAGAUCUCAUAUGCUAUUGGUAUUAGUCACCCUUUGUCAGUGUCUGUUUUUCAUUAUGGCACAUCAACGAGAGAAGAGGACGAGCUUCUAGAGAUUGUUAAGAACAAUUUUGACCUGAGGCCAGGGGUCAUCGUCAAGGAGCUUGAUCUAAAGAAACCGAUCUACCAGAAAACAGCUUGCUAUGGACACUUUGGACGAGAGGGAUUUCCUUGGGAGAAGCCGAAGAAGCUCAUCUUCUGAUAGAGACAGAGAAUAACAGUUUACAUUCCUUUUGGUUUUUAAUGAUUAUGACUGUAUUUGUGCAAAUGUACCUUUACUGUGAUCAAGAUUUUAUAAGGGCUAAAAUGACUUAAUCUAAUAUUUUCCUUGAGAGAAAUCUACACUGCCUUCUCAUCCCUCAUUAGAAUGAAGCAUCCUUCCUUUGUAUGAAUCAACAGAAUUCAGUUAGUUACUGAAUUAGGUGGAAAAUGUGAUUUUUUUUUUUUUUUAUUACUGUAUCUUAUGCAUCAUAUAAAAACUGAUGACUGUGAAGACAUUAAACCAUUUUUAACACUA
Cyprinus carpio (common carp) is the source of this 1820-nucleotide messenger RNA. RefSeq names its product methionine adenosyltransferase II, alpha-like (gene mat2al). The record is from RefSeq and is a predicted model, not a curated record. Gene Ontology annotation, cellular component: methionine adenosyltransferase complex; cytosol. Gene Ontology annotation, molecular function: methionine adenosyltransferase activity; ATP binding. Gene Ontology annotation, biological process: S-adenosylmethionine biosynthetic process. Lineage: Eukaryota; Metazoa; Chordata; Actinopteri; Cypriniformes; Cyprinidae.